Molecule: messenger RNA, 5238 nt
Organism: Anneissia japonica
Lineage: Eukaryota; Metazoa; Echinodermata; Crinoidea; Comatulida; Comatulidae
Product: synergin gamma-like
Exons: 17
Coding region: 116-4816 (1566 amino acids)
Cellular component (GO): clathrin coat of trans-Golgi network vesicle
Molecular function (GO): protein binding
Source: RefSeq, a predicted model, not a curated record
UAGGCUGUGAGAACGGUAGGCCUGCAGCGGUUUGUUUUGAUACGGACACGAGAGACGAUCCGACGAGCAAGAUUUAAGUUCAACCAUUAGAGGGCAGCAAACUUUUGAAGCCGAUAUGGCGUACAGAAAUCCUCAAGCACCAAGUCCUGGGAGAAUGAAUAUGUUACCAGGCCAACAGCAAAUACCCAUGGGACAACAGUAUAUGCAGCAAGGUGUUGUGGGAGGUAUGCCUCGUCAGCAGUAUCCCAUCAUGCAACAAGGAAUGAUGUCACAGCAAAUGUACCAUCAAGCAAUGUAUCAUAGACAAAUGAACCCGCAGGAUUUUCAAGCAAUGCGAGCUGCUGGUCAACCACAGGCCUACAACAUGUCCAUGCAGGGCUACAUGAUGCAACGGGGACAAUUCCCAGGGUCUAUGCCACAGCAACAGCCUGUUGAGAUGACAGACGAGAUGAAGAAGAAGAUGGAAAAAGACAAAAAGGAACGACAAUUCCAAGAACAACAAAGACGGCUGAAGAGCAUGAAUAAACCGGGUGUGCAAGCCGGUGUGAACCCACUGGACGACUUGAUUGGUAGACAACUGGGUAGCAAAUCUUCAACCCCCUCAGCACCAGGAGGGGAUGUAACAGGUAUGAUGCAAAUAGGUGGAUACAUGCAGAGUCAGCAGUUGCCUCAAGGAAACAUGAUGUCUGGUGGGAUGGUGCUAACUCAGGCUGGGAUGUACCAGAGCCAGCCUGGCAUGAUGAUGCAGGCCCAAGGUAUGAACAUCCAACAAGGUAUAAUGACUUCUCAAAUGCAAGUCUUUCAGGGAGCCUCAAUUCCUGGGGCAGCAACUCAGCUUCCAGGGACUGCUAAGCUUGGCUUAGGAGCCCAACAACAAGGAAUGGUGAUGUCCCAGCCUAGCAUGGUUUCAUCUCCGGCACAGAAUAUCCUGGCAUCAUCGAACACUCAGCAACAAUCUGCUAAUCAGAAGAAUGAUGACUUUGGAGAAUUUCUCCAAGGACCAACUGCAGUUUCGCAAGUUUCCAGCCAUGGCCAGAUGCAAACCACAUUUUCCACACAAGUGCAUACAGUAACCAGUCAACAACCACCUUUACAAACUAGUCAAUCGCAGGAUGAAUUUGGCAGCUUCCUCCAAGCUCCAAAGCUAAUGCCCUCGAAUCCAUCAUUACAAGAAGAUGAUGAAUUUGGUAACUUUGCUCAGGGACCACCAGCGGCAGUGCCACAGCUGAAUCCUACAGAAAUUGCUCCGGCUCUGGAUACAAGCUUUGGUGAGUUUGAGAAAGCACCUAUUAUGUUACAACAAACUGAAGCCAAGUCAAAUACAAUAGAAGGAAGGACAUCACCACCAUCUGCAACAGAACAAACUGAAACAGCUACCACCACCAAAGCAGAGAAAAAACAAACAGGUUUAUCAUUAGAAGACAUGAUGAUGCAGUCAGCAGACUUGACCGCCCCAAAAACCACUCGUAAACUUUUCAACCAAAAAAAAUCACUGAAUGAGGUUAAGACAACAUCAACACCAAAGACACAAACAGUAUUUACUAAUGAUAUUAAAGCAAGAGAUUGGUCUCAGACGAAAAGCCUAACUGGUCUAUUUAUCACCCCUGCUGAAGAAAAUGCAGCAACCCAAUUAGAAGAAGCUGUUCCAACAACAGCGGAUCAAACCAUUUCUCAGCAGGAGGUUCCACCUAGUCUUAAUAAAGGCUAUCCUGAAUGGUGUUUGAAUGAAUCCAACUUGCCACUUGUAUAUCACCAGGUGUUAGAAGCCACCUGGAAUGGCAGUGAAAUUCAGACGGACAAGCUCUACCCAAUCCUGUUGUGCUCAAAGCUGGAAAAACAAUUGUUAGGCCAUAUCUGGUCCCUGGUCAACAACACCCAGCCUGGUCAAUUGGUCAAGCAAGAGAUGUACUUAGCUUUAGGACUGAUUGCUCUUGCUCAGAAUGGUGUAAGUCCUCUCUCAGUUGAGAUGUUGAGCAACUUCAGAGAUGCACCGACGCCACAGUUGACACCAACGCAGUCUGCACCUACUACACAGUUAACACAAACGCAGUCUGCGGUAAGCAAUGUUGGUACGCCAUUCCCAUCUAGUGCAGACUUGAGCAAGUCAGCAGGGGUAGAUGAUGAUGAGUUUGCACCUUUUCAAGAGGCUCCCAAAACUGCAGCUGAAAACCAGGCAGCUAUUCAUCCUAACCUGUCAUCAACUCAACCAAUGCAAUUUGCUUCAUUUGACAACUGUAACUUGGCACCAUCAACAUUUCCAUCAAGUACCGCCAUUGAGCCCCCUCCUAUAGUCACCUCAUUUUCAUCUAAUGAUGUAAUAAGUGGGGAUCUAGAGAUAGUGUCAUAUAUAGACGAAGAGAUGAAAUCUUAUAACCUCCAUGACCCCCCGUCUCGCAACUCGAGUUGUCACAGUUCCCCAGUGAUAUGGGGCCGUGAUACCACGCGUGACAAACUAUGGAAAUCUGUUGCUGAAGACUCCAGCUUAUCGUCAGAUGAAGAAGAGUUCACAGAAUUCCAGUCUGGUUCGGGAUCAUUCUCAUUGUCUCUUGAGGAUCGUAAAAAUGACUUUAAUGACUUCAAAGACUUUUCCUCAACCCAAGACACUAGCCAAGUAGUUGUAUCCAAUGAUAAGAAACUUCAACCUGCAAAGUCUUCAGGCAAAAAAGUCAGAUCUGUUAAUAAACCUAGUUUAAACAUCAACUUUGAAGCCUACAAAAAAUCCCAGGAUAAUAAAGUAGCCCAAACACUUCCAUCAUCUGCAUCAGCUCCAAAACUAACAAAGUUGGCAGAAAUGUCUGCUUCAUUCAGAAUUGGUCAAAAAGUUGAUGAUAAUGAUGAUUUUGCAGAUUUUCAAACUUUCUCUGCACCCAAGUCCAACUUAGAUACCGGUAGCCUUAAACACUCAUUCCAGUCUUCUAAGAAGUCGGAGAGCGUCAACGACUUUGGUAACUUCCAACAGGCUGGCAGUGUUGGGUUUGCUGAUUUUGAUAAAGUGAAGCAUUCAGCCUCAGACACAGACCUCAUGGCACUGUCGGGUGAGGUUGAUAAGUACUCUGCAUUAAGAGGCAUCUCCUUCAGCACAGAGCCUGAAGUGCUGGAGAAGAACAACCCAGAAGGAAGUUUAGCAAGUGACUUCGAUACCAUGUCACUCGGAAGCUCAACCGGUCUUCCACAUCCAUCUGGAAGCAGUGGGCCUCCAUUAGAUGAUUUUGGUGACUUUUCUCAAGCUUCUGUUAUUAAAGAAUCUAAUGACCAGAAGCAGGAUGAUGGAUUUGCAGAUUUUCAACAUUUUCCGGCCAGUAGUUCAUUAGCAACUGGAGAAGCCGAUGAUUUUGCCAACUUUCAAACUGCACCUACAAGCACUACUGGAAAACCUAGCGAGUUUCAAGGAUUCCAGAGUGAACAAUUGAAUAUUCCAGGAAAUUUGGAUGGUUUUGCAGAUUUUAAAAGUGCUUCCACUAGUAAUGCACAAGUAGGUAGUUUUGAAAAUUUCCAAACUUCCUCCACUGAUACAAAUGACCAAUUUGCUAGUUUCCAAUCCGUGCCAGUAGAUGAUCACUCUAAGAAGAAUGUAGAUAGAUAUCAAGCUUUCACAAGCUUGCAAGAUCAGGACAAUAAUGUGCUAUCAAUAUUCAAGAACACUGAAAAGGUCUCUGAAAACACUGAAAACAUGCACACUAAUAAAGGUGAACAUUUUACACAGAAAUCAAGUGGCAAUUCUGAGUCAUUGAAGUCUAGUGAUUCUGAUAAAGUCAAAAGCAAAGAUGGUGCUCCAGAAGAUGAUUAUGAUGAUGACUUUGGUGAUUUCAAAUUUAACGAACCACCACCUUUAGACGAUGAUAGUUUUGGUCCAUCCAGUCAUGAUGAUCAUUUUGGUGGUUUUGAAAGCAGUGUGGCAGAGUAUUAUGGAGUGGAAUUUGAUGACUUGUCAAGAUCAAACAACAAAAUUAAGAAUGAAAAGAGUUUUGGAACUUACCAAGUAUCAGAUGGAGGGAACAAGAAAAGUCUUGGAAAGUUAGAAUCUAUUGCUAGUCUGGACCUGAAGACCUUUGACCUGGAUUUGAAUCUUGGUGGAAAGGUACAUGAGGAAGAAGGUGAUGUGGCAGAUGAUUCAUUUGGUGAUUUCAGCAGUGCACCACCUGUUCCUGACAAUGUUCAUGCCUCUGACAUGACUGUACAACAUCCUGGUAUGGUGCCACCUGGUCCAAACCGAAUGAUACCUAGUACCCCUGCAUUUGGAGGAGACCGAUAUGCUAUGCUAGCUGGAGAUAUUCAGGAUGAUGCUCGGCAUGUAUUGUUGUGGAAGCGUUGUUUAACGAGCUGUCUUAAGGUAAUCCAGCACGCCAAUGACACCCUUAACAACAUCAGCAGUUCAUCGGUCUGUAAUGAAGUCAUGAAGUCAAGUGAUGGUUCUGAAUAUCUCAAAGGUGUCAUUGAAAUAUACCGUGUUGCUUGUCGUGUCUCAACUUCCAUUCAGGCAGCAGGUGUUGGAACAGAUGAAUUGAGUCAGAUGCAGAAGGAUAUUGAAUUGGUUUGGAACAACCUGUCAGCAUUCUUAGCUAGUGCUAGUAUUCUGCCUGAUGACAAGUCUUUUAUCUUCAAGAUGGCUGUAUUGCAUCCAGAGCCUAGCAACAUUAACAUGGCCUGCGGUGUUUGUUUACUUAAUGUUGAUGCUCGAAGCAAAGCAUUCGACCGUGCGGAAGACAAUAACAAAUUGACAUAUAGUGGCCGACAGUAUCAUGCAACUUGUGCCAAUCUCUGGGUGAAUUUGGUAGAUUCUAUUCUGCCAGCUCUACCUUUUAACCAGCUGCUUUAGACUGUUUCAUUCUUGCCACCAGGAGUGUAUUCAUUGUAUCUUUUUUUUGUGCACAUUGUGACAGUAAUAAUGUUAAAAGGCAAAAUUAUGUGGUCAAGUUAAAAGGGAAAGUAAUUUCACUUUGAUUAUACAAUUAAGUUAAUAAAUAAACAAUCACAUUUGAAGGUUGAACCAUAUUAAGCAAAAUCAGUUUAGUCUCACAUGUUAAUCCAAGAUAUAAAAACACAUAGUAUUUACAUUUUCAGCAAAAUUAAUAGGAUUAUUUUUUGAAUCAGACAUUUUCGAGAUAUUUGUUCAUGUUAUGCAUCUUGAAUUUCAUCUCAGUCUUAGUGGACAGCCUUACAAAUUUAUGCCCAAUAUCAUUAUGUAUAUUGUUUUAAGUAUUUUUGAUAUAUUCUGCAAUAAAUAUUAUUUAAUAUAUA